GUCGCCCUGGUGGCGGCAGCGGCUGUUUCAAUGGCGAGGACUCCGGACGGCUUCCAGCCCGGGUCGACUACGGAUCUCAUCGUGGACUACAAUGGGAUCACGGCGCUCAACGGCGCAGUCAUCAGCAAAGAAGCAACCGCAAACCAGCCGCUAAUAGGCACAACCACGCGACUGCUGGGAUCAUCAUACGCCGUGCUCAUGAUCGACUUGGACAUCCCGACGAACACGCCGCCGGCAACAAACACGCUGGCCCACUGGAUCCAGACCGGCCUGACUCCGGCGACAGCGGCCACAACGCUCAACACCACGCGGGGCACCAUCCAGGCGUUCCUGCUGGAGAACAAGGGCAACACAGCAGCUAUCGCGCCGUACUUUGGGCCGAGCCCGCCGGCUCGGAUCCCGCUGAGCCACCGGUACACGCAGAUCCUGGUCGACACUAGCAGCAUCACGGCGCAGGGCCUGCAGACGCUGAGCACGGCGGUCAACGCCAGCCGGGUCGGGUUCAACGCGGGCACGGUUCUGGCGCAGGCGAACUUGGCCGGCAAGGUCGUGGCAGGCAACUUUUAUAACGUCACCAACCCGGGCCCCGUCCAGGCC
Molecule: messenger RNA, 597 nt
Organism: Lasiosphaeria miniovina
Lineage: Eukaryota; Fungi; Ascomycota; Sordariomycetes; Sordariales; Lasiosphaeriaceae
Product: phosphatidylethanolamine-binding protein
Exons: 2
Biological process (GO): regulation of proteolysis; regulation of Ras protein signal transduction
Molecular function (GO): peptidase inhibitor activity; phospholipid binding
Source: RefSeq, a predicted model, not a curated record